CCUAACUAAUGCCUCUCUCCUUUUCUUUAUUUGGUAAAGUGUAAAAACUCUAAAAUUUUCCAAGAAAAUUGGCUUUCUCUCUAUCAUAUUCAUUGGUGAGGAAACAACAAGUAGCUGAAAAUGAUGUGGUGGAGUUAAGGGAUGCAAUAGAUGGGGAGAUGCAUUUUGUGGUCUUGGAUUGGAAGGGCUUGACCUCUGUUUCUGUAUUUGAAUAGUUAUAAUAUACUACUUCUUUGUCUCCUACAGCUCUGUUUGAUAAAGAUCUGAGUCCUAGUUACUUUUUUUGCAUUCCAUGAGUGUGGAAAUUUACUAAAGCCAUCUCGUAGCUUCUUCCCCAAGAUGGAGUGGAAUGCAAAGUGGGACUGGGGAAACCUGGUAAUGUUUGGUUCAGAGGCCGCCAAAAGUCCAAAAGAACUACAAUUAACAGAUUGGGGAAUUGAAGAUGGAGAACUUGAUGCUGGAUCCUUCAAUUUGUCGAGUGGUGGUAGUGGUAAUGGUACCGGUGGUUAUGUCUCUGAUGUUGGGCGUGGUUCUUCGAUCAAGAGCUCAAUAUCAGCUUCUACUGACUCUUCACCAAAUGAGGGCUUGAAAGCAUCCAACUUUUCUUUCGAUGGCUCUCCUGAGGAUUUUAGUAAGAAAGUGAAACUUUGCUCUAGAAAUUCACCCCCCAUGGAGGCUUCAGUAGGCUCUGUUGAACCACUUAUAGGUCUGAAACUUGGUAAGCGGACAUUUGAGACCAUCGGUGGUGCUAAGGUUUCAUCCUUCCCCGAGAAACACGUAUCAUCUGCUGCAGCAGCAAAGAAAACAAAAUCAUCUACUCAGAAUGCACCAACUCCUCGCUGUCAGGUUGAAGGCUGCAGCCUUGAUCUUUCAUCAGCUAAAGAAUAUUACCGGAAGCAUCGAGUUUGUGACAGUCAUUCCAAAUGCCCAAAGGUCAUUAUAGCAGGUGUAGCACGUCGCUUUUGUCAACAGUGUAGCAGGUUCCAUAGCUUGUCUGAAUUUGAUGAAAAGAAGAGAAGCUGUCGCAGGAGGCUCUCUGAUCACAAUGCACGGCGCCGCAAACCACAGCAGGAAACCAUCCAGUUCAACUCGGCAAGGCUUUCUUCAUUGUUUUAUGAUAGCAGGCAACCUAUGAAUCUUGUGCUCAACCAUUCCCAACUGGUUCAGUCUGGAGCUGCUGCUAAUUCUACCUGGGAAAGCACUGAAGAAACUAAGUUCAGUAUAACAAGAGGGUCUACUCCAAAGCCUGAAAGAGCUGGCAGUACAAAUGGGCAGUCAUUAUUGCCAGGGAUCCAAUUUUCACGGGCCGUGGGUGCACACAGUAAUGUAUCUAGCUGCUUGCUCUUGCCCUCCAAGGGCCACACAGCCGAGGUUUUCAAUCGAGGUACCACGGAAUCCAUGUUCAAUAUGGGUACAGGACGGGAAUUUCCUCGUGCUCUCUCUCUUCUGUCAACUAAUUCAUGGGGUUCAUCCGAGCCUGAGACUGUUUCACUGAACAACCCAACACAUGCAAAUCAGAGCAGCAUGCCCGAGCAGAUGAUGCAGGCAAUUCCACAAGGUGUGCCACUUAUGUCCUGUGAAUACUGGCAGGGUGGACAACCCUCAUCCGAUCCUCGUGACCAUACAUUGGCUGCUAAUAGUCAUGCUGGUGGUAGCUUUCAGGGAAUCGAGCUGUUCAAACCUCCAUUUGACACAGACUUUUAUCUCAAUGCAUUGAACUGAAGCCAACAUCUGAUGUCUUUAGUGGAUUUUGGGCAGCUCCCCUUUUCGCUUUUUGACACGUUAUCAAGCAGGAGGUUUAUUAGUAAGCUAUUUCAAGCAGUCUGUUUGCCAUCUUAAAUUAGUACUGGUAUAUAUAAUAUAUAUAUAGGUUGGGCAUUGACUCCAAGAAAGUUUGCUUAAUUUAGGCAGUGACAAGGGUUCUUAAGAAUUGUAGUUUCUUUAUUCUGCAACUUAGAACAUAACUGCACAGGCCCCGACUUCCAAAUGACUGUUCUGUUCUUUUUCACCAUUUUCUGGAGUGUUGACGAAUUAGUAUUUUGCUGAGGUUCUAUUCUACUUUUAUUUUCAUUCA
Nicotiana attenuata is the source of this 2074-nucleotide messenger RNA. RefSeq names its product squamosa promoter-binding-like protein 3. Gene Ontology annotation, molecular function: DNA binding. The coding region runs from base 340 to 1722 and encodes 460 amino acids. Gene Ontology annotation, cellular component: nucleus. Lineage: Eukaryota; Viridiplantae; Streptophyta; Magnoliopsida; Solanales; Solanaceae. The transcript is spliced from 6 exons. The record is from RefSeq and is a predicted model, not a curated record.